UGAGGUUUGAUUUUACUCCUCCCAUUUCCACCACUUGGUCACUCGCUUCACCUCCUUUGCUGCAGAGAAGAGAGCGACUUGUGGGAAUGGGCUGGCGCUCUUAAUUGUAGAGCCAUCAGUCUGCAAAACCUCUUUCAUGCUGCAGAGAGGAGCGCAGCUCUUCUGCCUCAGCCCGCUAAAGCUGCAGCUGCUUGAAUACGCCACGGGGAGGAGAAUGGCUGGGAAGUCCACCCUAGCAGAGGAAACUAAAGGGAGCAUCUUACAGCAAGCUUCCUCCUUCGCCAAAGGCUGGGGAAGCUCAGCUUUAGACACCGAUUCACUUUAGGAACGGGAGAAAGCAGGACAGGCGCUGUGUGUAGGCUGAGUGUGGGAAGGUGGCGAAUUGGUGCAGACAGAUCGGAGGUUUGGGGGAAUUUUUUCCUUUGCUUUCUUGGAGGAUGUGAAUGACUUCUCUGCAGACAGAUCACGGGGGAUCCUUUUGAGAAUUUGGGGUUAUGAACCCAACCCACUUAUUUUGAAAGGUCAGUUAUAUCGGGGAAAAAAAUGAAAGUGCAGUUGGACCGGGGUGGAGCAGACAAGAAAAACCUUUUGCAAGCGUUCAAGAGGCAAGGAAGAAAAGAAAUCUUAAGACUUUUAUAAUCUUCCCUUUUCUUCACGUUCAGUUGCCCUAAUUCAGCUGCUUAAUAUUUUUGAGUUUCUGUUCGUCUCGUAUUUUGUGAACCUAUUCCUAGAAAAUCUUUUUUGUGUGUGUGUGUACCUAUCCAUAGAUAUUGCUGAUUAAACUGCUCCAAAACAAGUACUUUAAAUCGACGAUUCCGACAAAUGCUUGGAUUAUGGAGAAAACCAGAUAACGAUAUCUAGACCUUUUUGGCGUCACAAACUCUAGCAUCUUCUGCGGAGCUAUGUGUGUGAGUUGACAGCUUCAUACAGAGGCUUGAAUGCAGCACAGAUAUAUGACAAGGAUGCGGGUGCUGAGCUAUGGCAAAGGACAGAGGAUUGACCGGCAAUACCCAAGGAAAACGCUGAAAAUCACCUGGAACCACUUUGCUGUUAUUGUACCCAAGGAGAGAAAGUGCUAUUACGAUCCUCUUUCCCCCCUAGAGGCACCAGAGUCCCCGUAAUCACUGAGCCAGGUGGGAAGAAGAAAUGCGUUUUCAGAGCAUUCUGACUUUCAACUGCAUCUUAAGGAUCAGCUUUGGAAAUGCUGUCAUUCUGUAUAUCUUCUGCCAGACAUAGUUCUGAAAAAUUCUUCACACCAGUGAGGAACUCUUCAGGGUCCAGAAGAUUCUAAACUUGAUCUACAAUGGAAAAACUGCUUUUUUCCCUGUUGUUCAUUGGCAUAGUCGUGAGAGCACAGAUCUGUCCAAAGCGUUGCGUGUGUCAGAUUUUGUCUCCUAAUCUUGCAACUCUGUGUGCCAAGAAAGGCCUCUUAUUUGUUCCACCAAACAUUGACAGAAGAACUGUGGAACUCCGACUGGCAGACAAUUUUGUUACAAAUAUUAAAAGGAAAGAUUUUGCCAAUAUGACAAGCUUGGUGGACUUGACCUUAUCCCGGAACACAAUAAGUUUUAUUACACCCCAUGCUUUUGCUGAUUUACGCAACUUGCGAGCUUUACAUUUGAAUAGUAACAGACUGACCAAGAUCACAAAUGAUAUGUUCAGUGGGCUUUCCAAUCUCCAUCACCUGAUUCUAAACAAUAAUCAGCUGACUUUAAUUUCUUCUACAGCAUUUGAUGAUGUUUUAGCCCUCGAGGAGCUUGAUUUGUCCUACAACAAUCUCGAAAAUAUACCUUGGGAAGCUGUUGAAAAAAUGGUUAGUUUGCAUACACUUAGUCUGGAUCACAAUAUGAUUGACUACAUACCUAAAGGGACUUUCUCUCACUUGCACAAGAUGACUAGAUUAGAUGUAACAUCAAAUAAGUUGCAGAAGCUACCACCUGACCCUCUCUUUCAGCGAGCUCAGGUACUAGCAACCUCAGGAAUCAUCAGCCCAUCCACUUUUGCAUUAAGUUUUGGUGGAAACCCUUUGCACUGCAAUUGUGAAUUAUUGUGGCUGAGACGCCUUUCAAGAGAAGAUGACUUAGAGACUUGUGCUUCUCCUACACUUUUGUCUGGUCGGUACUUUUGGUCAAUUCCAGAGGAAGAGUUUUUGUGCGAACCUCCACUCAUUACUCGGCAUACACAUGAAAUGAGAGUAUUAGAAGGUCAAAGAGCCACAUUAAGGUGCAAAGCUAGGGGAGACCCAGAGCCUGCAAUUCACUGGAUUUCUCCAGAAGGAAAGCUUAUUUCAAAUGCAACAAGAUCUCUUGUCUAUGAUAAUGGAACACUUGAUAUACUUAUCACAACAGUAAAGGAUACAGGUUCUUUUACCUGCAUUGCAUCUAAUCCUGCAGGGGAGGCAACACAGACAGUGGAUCUUCAUAUAAUCAAACUCCCUCAUUUGUUAAAUAGUACAAAUCAUAUUCAUGAGCCUGAUCCUGGGUCGUCAGAUAUUUCGACUUCUACUAAGUCAGGUUCUAAUACAAGUAGUAGUAAUGGGGAUACUAAAAUGAGUCAAGAUAAAAAAGUUGUAGUAGCAGAAGCAACAUCCUCUACUGCACUACUUAAAUUCAAUUUUCAAAGAAAUAUACCUGGAAUACGUAUGUUCCAAAUUCAGUACAAUGGUACUUAUGAUGAUUCACUUGUUUACAGAAUGAUACCUCCUACGAGCAAAACAUUUCUUGUCAAUAACCUGGCCGCUGGAACUGUAUAUGACUUAUGUGUCUUGGCAAUUUAUGAUGAUGGCAUCACUUCCCUCACUGCCACAAGAGUCGUGGGUUGCAUCCAAUUUACCACAGAACAGGAUUAUGUACGUUGCCAUUUUAUGCAGUCUCAAUUUUUAGGAGGCACCAUGAUUAUUAUAAUUGGUGGCAUCAUUGUAGCUUCUGUGCUGGUUUUUAUCAUCAUUUUAAUGAUCCGCUAUAAAGUUUGCAAUAACAAUGGGCAGCACAAGGUUACCAAGGUCAAUAAUGUUUAUUCUCAAACUAAUGGAGCCCAAAUACAAGGCUGCAGCGGAACAAUGCCUCAGUCAAUUUCCAAACAAGCUGUAGGACAUGAUGAGAACAUUCAGUGCUACAAAGGUCCCAGUGAAAAUGUGACUCAAUCUUCAGACACUUGUUCAAGUCAGGACUCUUCCACCACUACCUCUGCUUUGCCACAUACCCGGACUUCAAGCACUUCUGCAUCCCAAAAGCAGAAACGAAAGAUGGGGCCAAAGCCAAGUAAUGAUUCACAGAAUGAAGCUCUUUCAAGUGUCGAGUCCCAAAAUGCUAACAGGAAUAACUCAACUGCAUUGCAGUUAGUUAGCCGCCAUCCUGAUUCUAUCAAAGACGUUCCCACAUCUAAAAGAGCACAGUCAAAGACAAGUAAGUUUCUCACUGUGCCUGCUGAAAGAUCCAGAGCAAGGCGCAGGUACUCUCUGAAUGGAAAAUUAAUGGAAUACCAUUGUUAUGUUAAGUCAGAGAACACAGGUGUAUUGUGGUUUAAAAGAAGCAUGUCUAUGAAUGGGAUGGUAAUUCAGGCAGGCAUUUCUGACCUGGAUAGUGGAAAAGCAACUUUUUCAAGAUCUGAGUGGAUUUUAGAAAGCACUGUGUGACCUGCUUUUUAAAUUUUUUUAAUAUCAUUCUUUGGGAAUAUUUUCAUGGAAAUUGGAAUUUGGAAUUCCAGUCUUGUCUUGCUGAUUUAUGGCUUAUACAUUCAAGUUUGUAUAAAAAGCUGCCUAGGAUCUGGUGUGUAUAUGUACAUGGAGAAUUAGGCACACGUACACACAAUGCAGAUAGCAACUAAUGAGAGUGUUUAAAAAUAAAGUUUAUCAUUGGAAGGGGAAUGAAGUAGCAUCAAUGCUUUCCCCUACUGUAGGACUGGCUUCCUGGCUCUAUGCUAACAGACAACAAAAAAGAAAGUUUUUGCAAGGAAAAAAAUAACCUUUCAUAAAGGAAAUUAUAUUUCCUCCAAACUAACAAAGACCACUUAUGGGAAAAAUUGAUAUUUUUAAAUGACAAGACUGUAUAUUUACUUCUGGUGACAGUAAUGUUGCCUUCCUUUGAGGCAAAAGCUAUACAGAACGACUCUGUGCUGGCAUAUUGUGUAAAAUAAAAUAUUUAAUAAGUAUACACAAUUGGUGUUAAAGUAAGUACCCUCUUAAACAUCAUUCUUGCUGCAGGUACCUUAGUGUAUCUGUGGCAUGUAUCAUUAGGAACUUCAAUCAGUAAUGUUCAACGGUUAAAAAAGAAUUCAGCUCAUUUUGUACCUAUCACCAACAAGAGUCUAGGAUGUGGGAAUGAAUAAAAGACACCAAUUUCUAAAUGCAUGCAUUUGGACAUGUAUGGGUUCUGUGUAAAUGUAAUAAAGGUUAAAGGGAGAGUCAAGAAGCCUUCCUUUUUCAAAGUAACAUUUUAAUCAAUGUCUAAGAACGGUAGAAAAAAAACCAAUUUGUUACAUAUGUAGGAGAUUUAAAGCCAUUCCUUAUUAACAGAAUCAUUUGUUUUCCCCCUCUAAAAUCAAUAAUGCAAUAAUAUUGCCACUAUUUUAAGAAUUUUAUUAUUAUUUUAUCCAAUAACUGUGAUGGCAUUUAUUAGGAAUCAUUCUAUUUAGCAACACUAUAGCAACAAAAUCUGGGUUAAAUUUGAUCAGACCCUGCCACCAUCAUUCAGGUAAUUUGACAUUACCCAAAAAAAGGAUGCUUCUAGAGUUUGCAUAUUGAAAAAUCUGCUACAUCAAACAUAAAGGUAUUGAUUAUGUAACAGAGUCAGCUUAAAGACAUGUUGUAGGAGGCUACUGGUUCUUGUGUGUAAGCUUUCACAAUUAGCUGAUAAGUAAAGUAAAAAUCAUGGCCAGAGUAAGUGAAAUUGAUUUUUACAAUAUGUAAACUACUCUGUAGCAGUAAAUUAGACAGUUGGUAAAGCUUCUUAUUCAAAUCACUGAAGUAUUUUGUUUUGAGACACAGCUAUGUCACUUCUAUAUCUUGCUUAAUUAAAUUUUAAAAAAAUUACAUAAAGCAAAUAAAGUAAAUUCUAGGGCAUGUGAUUAACAGACCAUCCUAUUUGCAUAUAGUUUGCCAUGUAUAAGUAACUUAAAAUAUGUUACGUUAAGACUUUCAGAAACAAGUAUAGAUAAAAUUUGUCAAUGGGUGAAGUUUCCUCUGAAUUCCUCUCACCUUCUUGUUUUACACCCCUACCAAAUCCCAAUUCCUCCCUAUUCUUCUAUCCACAUGAAUUCAGGUGCCUAUUUUAUGUUCCAUUAUUGAAGGACCUUGGUCAGUCAUCAACUAAUAAUUCUGAAGGCCCUGAAUCUUAGUAGGCACUAUUGACUAAAAAGUCAUUAAGACCUAAAGAAAUAAAUCAGUGAGUAUGCAAUAGCUAACAUUCUGUGCAGUUGAAGUCUUUUUGAGAAAGAAGCACUGGGGGCAGCUGGGUGGCACAGUAGAUAGAGCUCCAGCCUCAGAGUUAGGGGGACCUGAGUUCAAAU
Messenger RNA from Phascolarctos cinereus (koala), 5505 nucleotides. Lineage: Eukaryota; Metazoa; Chordata; Mammalia; Diprotodontia; Phascolarctidae. The record is from RefSeq and is a predicted model, not a curated record.